GACAACAACCCGCAUCAUCCAAAUGGAGUCCAAUAAUACCCAGUCCUUGCCCAACAGUGCGCCUGUAGGUGCUACGGGCGCAGUGCUCAAGGCCUCCGACCCUGUGCCGGAGAGCGCGGUACCUGUCAAAGGACUGGAUUUUGAUGCAUUCGCAGAUCGCAAUGUCACGGUCGCCGAGCUGGUCGAAAAUCUGGCAAAUGUGGGGUUCCAAGCUACGUCGAUCGGACAAGCCGUCGAUAUAGUCAAUGGCAUGCGUACCUGGCGUGAUGCAGAGACUGGUGAGAGGACGACUAUCUUCCUUGGUUACACUUCGAACCUGAUCUCAUCUGGUCUGCGCGAGACUCUCCGAUGGCUUGUACAGCACAAACAUGUCUCCGCCAUUGUGACCACGGCUGGCGGCGUGGAGGAGGAUUUCAUCAAAUGUCUGGGAAACACCUAUCUGGGCUCAUUCGAUCAACCUGGAGCAGCCCUUCGAGCCAAGGGCAUGAAUCGAAUCGGAAACUUGUUAGUGCCCAACGAUAAUUAUUGCCACUUUGAAGAUUGGGUGAUGCCGAUUCUCAACAAGAUGCUCGAAGAACAAGAGGACUCCAAGUUAUCCGAAGAGCCAACACAUUGGACGCCAAGCAAAGUCAUUGCCCGCCUGGGUAAAGAGAUCAACGAUGAGCGAUCGGUGUACUACUGGGCAUACAAAAACGACAUCCCCGUAUUCUGCCCAGCGCUUACUGACGGAAGUCUCGGUGACAUGCUCUACUUUCAUACCUUCAAGUCCUCUCCGCAACACUUACGCAUCGACAUUGUGGAAGACAUCAGAAAGAUAAACACAAUCGCAGUGCGUGCGAAACGUACGGGCAUGAUCAUCCUCGGGGGCGGCGUUGUGAAGCAUCACAUCGCUAAUGCAAAUUUGAUGCGCAACGGCGCUGAAAGCGCUGUGUACAUCAACACUGGCCAGGAGUUCGACGGGAGUGAUGCUGGUGCCAGGCCAGACGAAGCCAUUAGUUGGGGCAAGAUCAAAGCUGACGCUGCGAGCGUGAAGGUAUAUGCGGAGGCUACAAUUGUUUUCCCUCUCAUCGUCGCUGCAACUUUUGCCAAGGUUGAUGAUGCUUGAGGUUGCGCGCAGUGAGCGCCCAACCUCGAGUUGCAUUGCCAACGCGGACUUGCGUAAGGCACCUACCUCCGUACCUACAGUACUGUCUACCUAGAAGGGAUGAUUUGAGCUCAGUGCGCUCACCAGGCCGACGUGCAUGAGCACAAGCUGCAGGGUUGACGUGGUCAUCCAAUUCUUCACAUUUCACACGGGAUACCAAGCAAGCUACUGCGUCAGGAGGUUCGUCGUGUCUUCUCUCAUGGAAGGAACAUACUCGAAAUCAAUUCUAGGUAGGUGCCAGCGCACGCUGCCCGGCGAACGUCGACUUCCUUGUCUUCAUGGAAGUCAUCUUCCUCUUUCCCCGUCCUGUUUGUCCUUGCCUAUUUCCGCGAGAGUGAUGAGACGCGCUAAGCCGAUAGUAUCUAAAGGUUGACACGGAC
This is a messenger RNA of Sphaerulina musiva SO2202, 1524 nucleotides long. Its product is annotated as deoxyhypusine synthase. The transcript has 3 exons. Lineage: Eukaryota; Fungi; Ascomycota; Dothideomycetes; Mycosphaerellales; Mycosphaerellaceae. The coding region runs from base 23 to 1105 and encodes 360 amino acids. Gene Ontology annotation, molecular function: deoxyhypusine synthase activity. Gene Ontology annotation, biological process: peptidyl-hypusine biosynthetic process. The record is from RefSeq and is a predicted model, not a curated record. Gene Ontology annotation, cellular component: cytoplasm.